This is a messenger RNA of Chelmon rostratus (copperband butterflyfish), 1128 nucleotides long. RefSeq names its product delta-type opioid receptor-like. Bases 1 to 1128 code for a protein of 375 amino acids. Gene Ontology annotation, molecular function: neuropeptide binding; dynorphin receptor activity. The record is from RefSeq and is a predicted model, not a curated record. NCBI's taxonomy places the organism in Eukaryota, Metazoa, Chordata, Actinopteri, Chaetodontiformes, Chaetodontidae. Gene Ontology annotation, biological process: neuropeptide signaling pathway; G protein-coupled opioid receptor signaling pathway; sensory perception of pain. Gene Ontology annotation, cellular component: membrane; neuron projection. The transcript has 3 exons.
AUGGAAAUCACUCCAGUUGAAAUUUUCAAAGAAGACAAUAAGUGCCCCUCCACGCUGCUGGAGGACUGUCCAGUGAAUUCUUCAGCCUGGGUGUCCGGAUACUCAGACAGCCGCAAUGUGACCCACGAUGAUAGCUGGGAGCAGGAGGGCAUGUCCCCCAUCAUCCCCAUCAUCACUGCAGUCUACUCUGUGGUGUUUGUGGUCGGCUUGUUGGGCAACUGCCUCGUCAUGUAUGUGAUCAUCAGGUACACAAAGAUGAAGACAGCCACCAACAUUUACAUUUUCAACUUAGCCCUCGCUGAUGCCCUUGUCACCACCACGAUGCCCUUCCAGAGCACGGACUACCUGUUGAACACCUGGCCCUUCGGUGAGGUGGUGUGCAAGGUCUUCAUCUCCAUCGACUACUACAACAUGUUCACCAGCAUCUUUACCCUCACCAUGAUGAGCGUGGAUCGCUAUGUGGCCGUGUGCCACCCGGUGAAAGCCCUGGACUUCCGCACUCCAAUCAAAGCCAAGAUGAUCAAUGUGUGCAUCUGGAUCCUGUCCUCAGCCGCAGGGAUACCUGCUUUUAUUCUGGGGGGCACCCAGACGAAGAGCGAUAUAACUGAGUGUGCCUUACAGUUCCCGGAGCCGUACGUGUACUGGGACACCCUGAUGAAGAUAUGUGUGUUUGUGUUUGCCUUCGUCGUGCCUGUGCUCAUCAUCACCGUGUGCUACUCCCUCAUGGUCCUGAGGCUGAAGAGCGUCCGAAUGUUGUCCGGCUCGCGGGAAAAGGACCGCAACCUGCGGCGGAUCACGCGGCUGGUGGUGGUCGUGGUGGCCGUGUUUGUGGUCUGCUGGACGCCCAUUCACAUUUUCAUCCUGGUCAAGGCGCUCGUGAGCGUGCCCGAAACGACCGCCAUCAUGGCCGCCUACUUCUUCUGCGUGGCUCUGGGCUACACAAACAGUAGCCUCAACCCCGUCCUCUAUGCCUUUCUGGAUGAGAACUUCAAACGCUGCUUCAAAGACUUCUGCCUCUCCGCCAAACUGAAGGGGGAGAAGGUGUCGGGAAGCAAGAAAGCCCAAGGCACCACGAGAGAAGCCGCUGUCCCCCUGGAAAACCCAGAUAGGACUAGUAAGCCCACAUGA